This is a messenger RNA of Microcebus murinus (gray mouse lemur), 8888 nucleotides long. RefSeq names its product junction mediating and regulatory protein, p53 cofactor (gene JMY). Gene Ontology annotation, molecular function: transcription coactivator activity; Arp2/3 complex binding; actin binding. Lineage: Eukaryota; Metazoa; Chordata; Mammalia; Primates; Cheirogaleidae. The record is from RefSeq and is a predicted model, not a curated record. Gene Ontology annotation, cellular component: cytoplasm; nucleus. Gene Ontology annotation, biological process: intrinsic apoptotic signaling pathway by p53 class mediator; Arp2/3 complex-mediated actin nucleation; positive regulation of apoptotic process.
CACGUGCCCGUGUUUACGUCCCUCGUGGAGCCGCCGACGUCAGCAGUCGAAUGGCAACAUUGUGGCGAUGCUGAGGCUUAGAGUUUAGGAGACGAGUCCGUCCGUCAGGCCGGUCCCGGGCAUUCGGCAGCAGGAAGGGUAGAGGCGGGGGAGAUCGGCUGGGGCGAGCUGCGGGGACGCACACUUCGCCGGCCGGACCCCGCGGGACCGCGCGUCUCCGCCAGAGCGCCGCAUACGCAGCCCCACGGCCUCGCGCGGGGGGCGGCGGGCGGCCGCGAGGCGCUGCGGCAGCGCGGGGCUUGUAAACAGAUCCGGCCGCACGUGACCAUGUGAACUACCUGCUCCCGGGACGCGUAUUGUCCUUCCCGCGAGCAGCGCCACAAAGGAGCUCGGCGGUGCGAGUGCGGGGGACCGGCGAGCGAGCGGGGAGAGCCGGCCGGCGCGCUAAGAUGGCUGAAGGCGCCCGGCGAGGGUGAGCGGGGGGCGCGGCGCAGCCAGCCGGGGCGUCCUCGGGCGGGCAGGGCCGGCGGCCCACCUCCGCGGCCCCAAGCCGGCGCCACCAUGUCGUUCGCGCUGGAGGAGACGCUCGAGUCGGACUGGGUGGCUGUGCGGCCCCAUGUGUUCGACGAGCGCGAGAAGCACAAGUUCGUGUUUAUUGUGGCCUGGAACGAGAUCGAGGGCAAGUUUGCCAUAACCUGCCACAACCGGACGGCCCAGAGGCAGAGGAGCGGCUCCCGGGAGCAGGCGGGGGCGCGAGGGGGCGCCGAGGCCGGCGGACCUGCGUCGGACGCGAGCCGCGGGCCGGGCAGCCCGGCGGGCAAGGGCCGGCCCGAGGCCACCGCCUCUGCGACUCCGGUCAGGAGCCCCGGGCCCCGGCGGAACGCGGCCUGGGCAGAGGGCGGCUCUCCGCGGAGUACGCGAAGCCCUCGGGGAGACCCGCUGCUGCGGACUCCGGGCGGCAAAGGAGCGGAGAGUUCUCUCAGAAGCCCGGUGCGGGCCAAGCCUAGCCCGGUCCGGAGGGCAUCCGAAGCCAGGGAUGCAGCGGGGGCUGCCGCUGCGGCAGCCCGGCCGGCACCCAGAGAGGCUCCGGUGUCCUCCGUGCGGGUAGUGAGCGCCUCCGGGACCGUCUCCGAGGAGAUCGAGGUGCUGGAAAUGGUGAGGGAGGACGAGGCGCCCCUGGCGGGCGCGGAGCAGCCGCCGGCCGGCGCCGAGCUGGAGUCUCCCGCCGAAGAGUGCAGCUGGGCCGGACUCUUCUCCUUCCAGGACCUGCGCGCCGUGCACCAGCAGCUAUGCUCCGUCAACUCGCAGCUGGAGCCGUGCCUGCCGGUGUUCCCAGAGGAACCCUCGGGCAUGUGGACUGUGCUGUUCGGGGGCGCCCCCGAGAUGACCGAGCAGGAGAUCGACACCUUGUGUUACCAGCUCCAGGUCUACCUGGGCCACGGCCUGGACACCUGCGGCUGGAAGAUCCUCUCCCAGGUGCUCUUUACUGAGACCGACGAUCCCGAGGAGUAUUAUGAAAGCCUCAGCGAGCUGAGGCAGAAGGGCUACGAAGAAGUGCUUCAGCGGGCUAGGAAGCGCAUCCAGGAGCUCUUGGAUAAGCACAAGAAUACAGAGAGCAUGGUGGAGCUUCUGGACUUGUAUCAGAUGGAAGAUGAAGCCUACAGCAGCCUCGCGGAAGCUACAACUGAGCUGUAUCAGUAUUUACUACAGCCAUUCCGAGACAUGAGGGAACUUGCCAUGCUACGAAGACAGCAGAUCAAGAUUUCCAUGGAGAAUGAUUAUCUGGGACCCCGAAGAAUUGAGAGUCUACUAAAAGAAGAUGCUGAUUGGCAGCGGAAAGCUCACAUGGCUGUACUGUCCAUUCAAGAUCUUACUGUCAAAUAUUUUGAAAUAACAGCUAAAGCUCAAAAAGCUGUGUACGAUCGAAUGCGAGCAGAUCAGAAGAAAUUUGGUAAAGCAUCAUGGGCAGCAGCUGCUGAACGUAUGGAAAAACUCCAGUAUGCAGUUUCUAAGGAGACUUUACAGAUGAUGAGAGCUAAAGAGAUCUGCUUGGAACAGAGGAAACAUGCACUGAAGGAAGAGAUGCAGAGUUUGCAGGGUGGUACAGAAGCUAUAGCCCGAUUGGAUCAGUUAGAAGCUGAUUAUUAUGAUCUGCAACUUCAGUUGUAUGAAGUACAGUUUGAAAUCUUGAAGUGUGAAGAGCUACUAUUGACAGCACAACUAGAAAGCAUCAAAAGACUCAUAUCGGAAAAGAGAGAUGAAGUGGUGUACUAUGACACGUACGAAAGUAUGGAGGCAAUGCUGGAGAAGGAAGAGAUGGCAGCGUCUGUGUACUUACAGAGAGAAGAGCUGCAGAAACUUCAGCAGAAAGCACGCCAGCUGGAAGCAAGACGAGGACGGGUUUCAGCUAAAAAAGCAUACCUCAGAAAUAAAAAGGAAAUUUGUAUUGCAAAACAUAAUGAAAAAUUCCAGCAGCGUACUCGGAGUGAAGAUGAAUAUAGAACUCACCACACAGUACAACAAAAAAGAGAAAAAUUACAUGAUGAAGAAGAAAGAAAAAGUGCCUGGGUUAGCCAAGAGAGACAGAGAACGCUGGAUAGACUUAGAACGUUUAAACAGAGGUAUCCUGGGCAAGUUAUACUUAAAUCAACCAGAUUACGACUGGCUCACGCAAGAAGAAAAAGUGUAGUAAGUCCUGUUCCCCGCGAGGAUCAGUGUGAUUCUCUACCAGGAGUGUUACAAGUAGAAGAGAAAACUGACGAGGUGGGAGAAGGAAGAAGCAAGCUUGGGCCACCACAGACAGCAAAACCCCAGAGCCUUGCACAACUUGAAGACUCUUCAUUAGCACAACUUGAAGCCACUUCAUUACCUCUCAGUGGUGUUACCUCUGAACUGCCUCCCACUGUAUCUCUUCCACUUGUGAAUAACGACCUUGAACCAUGUUCUGUUACCGUAGAUCCACUCCCCCCACCUCGUCCCCCAACACCACCUCCUCCCCCCCCACCUCCUCCUCCACCACCGCCCCCACCUCUGCCUGUUGCUAAGGACAAUGCCCCCGAGACACUGGAGAAGGAUCUGCCUAGAAAGGAGGGGACCGAGAAGAGGAUCCCCAAGUCUGCCAGUGCCCCUUCAGCACACCUCUUUGACAGCAGCCAGCUGGUCAGUGCCCGGAAGAAGCUCAGAAAGACAGCUGAAGGUUUGCAAAGGAGGAGGGUGAGCUCACCCAUGGAUGAGGUGCUAGCUUCCUUGAAGCGUGGUAGUUUUCACCUGAAAAAGGUUGAACAACGAACUCUGCCUCCUUUUCCUGAUGAAGAUGAUAGUAAUAAUAUCUUGGCACAGAUAAGAAAAGGGGUAAAAUUGAAGAAGGUACAGAAAGAGGUGUUGAGAGAAUCAUUCACACUUCUGCCCGAUACAGACCCUCUCACACGCAGCAUCCAUGAAGCUCUUAGAAGAAUUAAAGAAGCAUCCCCUGAGUCAGAGGAUGAAGAGGAGGCUUUGCCUUGCACAGACUGGGAGAACUAACAAGCAACAGAAGAAAAAUACCUAGAGUUGAAGAUUGAUUCUGAUUCUUUGGAACACAACAGCUUAAGCACCUGUUUCCACAGUUGGAUUACAUGAGAUCCAAAGUAUAUUGGCUCAGUGGUGUGAAAAAGGCACAAUUGUUAAGUUGUCACUUUCCAGUCAUUCCAUUAGGUGGUGGUUAACAUGAGUUUUAGAUGUGCAAUGUUCCUGAUUGCAGUGGAAGAAAGGCCUUCUGGAGAUUUCUGGGGGUUUUUUUAUGCACCUUCUCCUCCCGUCUCUCUGUUUACAUCCUUCUAGUGGCCAGUUAAGCUAGGAAGAACAUUGGGUUGACAGAUUUACUGUGAGCUGUGUUGGGACUGCUUUGAGAGCCAUCUUUCACUGCGUGGAAAGUCAUGUAAAAAUACAGAGCUUCUUCCAUAUCAGCUAUAUAAAUAGUGUGACACUCUGAAAAAGUUUAUCAUGAUAGCUAUAUAUCAGGAAUUAAAAUCAGAUGGAAAUGCACUUAAAAUCUCCACAUAUCUCCAAAGGAAUUUUCAUAAAGAUGAUGAACAUCUGAAAAGCCACACAACAAUGGAGAUACAUCUAUUAAUGUGUUCACAACAUGAUACAUUUAAUAUGGCAUAUUUUUAGAAGACCACAGUCUCACACUUUGUAAAGUUUUGAAGUAAAAAUUUCCAUGCUUUUAAAUUGCUUUUAAUAAUUCUGAAUUUAUAAUAGUUUGAGUUUUAUGUGCAUCCUCAUUUAUGAGAAGCAAUACUUUGUAAUUUGAUAUUUCUAAUUAUUUUUAGUCUUUUUGUUUGAUCUAUUGCUCAGUUACUAGGACUCACAUGACUUUCCUAUUGGGAAUCAAAUCAAGAUUCAAUAAUAGGGAUGCAUAUCUUAACCCUUUUUGUCAACCACCAUUUUAAUUUUUUAUUUUAUGCUCCACAGUGAAAAGCAUGUGCUCGAUAGAGUAGAUAAGCAGAAAAGUCACCUUUGCUUGAAAUGCUUUGAGAAUUUUGGAGAGAGCCUUUGUUAUUGUCACUAAUAUUUUAAACUUAUACAUGUAGCUCUAGGUGCUGAUAUAUUUGCUAUAAUUGAGUCCUUAAAGGAUACAUUUAUAUGAAUGGGGCCAUUAAGGAUUUUCAGCAGGGACUGUUGUGAGCUUGAAUGAAGGUAGAUAUGUUGGACCCAGUUUAUAUACUCUGUAGAGAGUAAUUCCGCAUAAGAAAGAUCUUGCCCUUCAUAUGGAGGGAGUUAAGAACUGAAAUACCAAAAAGAACUUUCUUAUAAGGCAGUUCUCUGGCCUACACCCAGAAAAUAGUACUGCAGCAAAAGCCCUCCAAUGUAUAUGAAUUAAGGAAGUGCUCACAGCCUUGCCAUUUUAAAAUGUUAUUUUCUUUAAAAUAAUUAUGGAGAAAAUCUUCUGCCAACAGGUUAUAGGAGAGAAAAAUUUUUUGUUUAAAUGUUGGUAGUAUGUUUAUUGAUGAGACUGGGAGCUUCUGUGUAGUAUUUUCAUAAUAUAUUUGUUUUAGUCCCAGCACUAUUCCAACAUCUUGUUUGGAAAGAUCAGAAAUACAGAUCUAACAUAGAAACUUCAUCCCAAGACAGGGUAGGGAUGGUGUUGGCGGUGUCCUAUAUUAAUGUAUUAAAGCAUGCUUCUUUAACCCAAAGAGUGAUUGGUUAGAUUGUUAAUAUAGCUGAAAAAUGUUUAAGCAGAUUUGCAAACCUUUAAAAAAAAAAUCAUGUGUCAGUUUUAUGCUGUCCAAUUUUUAUGUGACCAUGUGUCGCCAUUUCAUAUAUCCAGUUUUUGGGAUGUUUAUUCCUAGCAAGUUAUUUUCAUUUAUUCAAAUUUAGAAAAAUACAGGAUAUAGUGUUAAAUUAACAAAAAACACUGGAACCUUUAUAUGUUGAGAAGGAAUUGCCACCCAUUUAGUGUUACAGCUGGGAUUCCAUUAUAAAAUAGGCUUACUUAUACACGGGUCUUGUAGUGUGUCUUCCUGAGCCAUGUUGUAAUAAGUCUCUAGCAAACAAUGGAGGAGAUACAGAACUGUUAACCCUUGUAGUGAUGCAUGCACAACUCUCUCGGCCCAUCCCAUUACAGCAUUCCUCGAGGGUUACCUCACACUCCUGAAGAUGAGGUUAAAAAGCAGAGUCUUGGUGGCUGGCAGCCAGCUGUGCUCGUUCUCUGGUUCUCAACACACCCAUUUCCCUUCGUCAAGGUCCCAUUUCCUACUUACGCAAAAUUACAGAAGACUGUAGGUCACAAACCAUUAGAGUUAUUCAGAUAUUAAAAUUUCAAAUAAUUAAGGUCUACUUGUUCAUCAAAAUAACCGUUGGAACCUCCACUUUAAUUAUGUAUGCAUGGUUAAAUUUCCCUUUUUCCUUUUCCCCAGUAAAAUGAGUAUCUUUGGCCUUAAUAUUAAAUUUGUAUAUGUUUAGUUAUCAUGGUACUUACAGAUGCCCACAUUUCCAUUUCCAAAACUUGCCUGUGGAACUCAGGCCUGUACUUUCUUUAUGAUUCAAAAUACUUGACAGUUACAUUUCUGUUAAUAUAUCAUUUCUUCAUCCACAAAUAGCUGCUUGGUCAUGCUGAAUCAAUUUAGAAGUUAAUUUACCAAUCUAGUCUCAACUGCAAUAUAUUGAAAAUAGGGGAAAUAAGUAGGUGACAAGUUUGGGAUAUUUUGAGAUUAACUUUACUGCACACUUGAAUGUUAAAUUCAAAUGUUUCUCUUACUAAUGCAACCAAAAUUAGAUGUAUAUAACCAAUGUGGCCCACAUAGAAAAGGUAUUCUUAAUGAUUAACAUCCUAGAUGUCUGUAGUGUAGCAGUAUGAAGAAAAGCCUGGGUAAUGAGUAUUUUUAAAAGAUUAACAAUUGUUUUGCUUACGUUUAAUAGGCUUACUUAGUUUGUUCGUAGCAUCAAAACAAUCAUUCCUUAGUUCUUCAUUGGGGAACUAAAAUAUUUCUAUAAGAUGCAUUUUUAAUGAAACUCCAGCUAUAAUAGUGGGAAUCAAGGGAAUGUGGAGCUUUUUUCAUAACAUAGAAACAGGAACUUUUCAGCACUUUCACCCUAUAUAGUGGGGGUGGGUGGGGGAAAUCCUUGUUUCUACAAAGUUGAACUAUGUAGCAAUAUUUGCUAGCACAUGGCGUGGCUACUUUAUGUUGUAAAAUGUGUAAAACUGUAAAUCAUACUUAAUGGACAUAGACACUAAGAAAUAAAACUCUUGAAUCAGUGGAACAAAAACUAAUGGGCAGCAUCCUAUUUGGAAUGGGACCAGUGUACAAUUACACAAUUUAAUUUUAUACAUUCCCUAACACUCCAUUUUUAAAUUAAAUUCACUGAGUGUGUUCGUAUAAACUUAAGCUAAUGCUUUCAGUCUAAGGAAAGCCUUUUCUUUCCCUAAAUACAAUAGUUUUGUUUUUUUUUAAGCUUUAUUAUUGAAGUAUUAUGAACUUAACAUCAGAUACCAACGUGUAAAAUAUUAUUGGGUCCUUAAAGGCCCUAUCAGGGAGUUGAAAUUUCAUACUUUACCAGGUUACUUGUAAAAAAAUAAAAAAUAAAAGGACAGCUGUAAAACAUUUCAUAAUUAUUGCAGAUAUGUUUAAGAUGCAACCAUUUGGUAAUGAAAGCAAAAACCUUCAAUGUUUUGCCUAAUUUUUGCACUGAAUAUAAAUUAUAAUAUAAAAUUAAAUGUGCAUUUACAUUUUAAACAGAUUUUAUUGCCCAUUUAUUGCGUAGCAUAGAAAAAGAACUAUGCUUAGUGUUAGAGGAUUGACCAGCAAGAUUUAUUUCAGAUGGAAGAGGGGUAAGAUGAUGAAAGCACCUUACUGUUGGAGCAUGUUGCAUUUAUUUAAUGCUACUGAACAACUCAGUAGUUAUUUCAGAACUUUGCUGCAAAGUAUGCUUUAGUUGAAGCACAUUAAGAAGAUUCUCUGCUUUUAUUGCUUUGUAAAAUGAAGCAAUGGUAUUUUUUAUCCUAUAAAUAUAGUGUAAUUUAAAAGUUUUUCCUACAAAAUGAGUUUAUAUUGCUGCCUAAACUAUCAUGUUAUGUAUGUAAACAGGUUUUUUAAAGGUGGGAGGGAGUCUAUAGAUCCAGUGUGUGUGUGUAUGUAUUAAAUGUUUGCCCAUUGAGCUAUUUUGAAGAUCUGUUUAUUCUAAAAUUCUGUUUUGCCCACAGUAAUCUACAACUUGACAUUUGUAGAAUUUAAUUGAUUGAAUUCCAUAUUUAUAAUGUUUCCCCCUUCUACACACACAUUUAUUAUGCCACCUUAAAGGGCAUGUACAGAAAAUACCUCUGAGUUUGACUUGUUAAAUAUAUUGUGAAUGUUACUUCACACUAAAUCUCAAAGCAGUCAUUUGUUUUAAGGGUUAGGGGAAAGCUUUUUUUUCUUUUAAUUCAGGUACUACUAAGAGUGGCUCAAUGUGGGGAGUUGUUACUGUGUCCAGAAGACCUUGAAAAAUGAUGAUUAGAUGAAAACAAGAGUUUGGAUGUUCGUUGUAGAGUUCAGUUUUAACAAGGGAAAUUUUGGGCUUUUUUUGUUUUCACUUGCAUGUUCUAUUGUUAACUAUCAAAGGGUGUAACAAGUUAUUCCACUUUUUCCCAAAUACUAAUUAUGUUGGUUUUAAGAAGUCUCCAUAAUCACAAGAUGGCAUUUGCCUUCAUUUGUGAACCAAGAGGGGCAGAUGAUGCAGCCCAUAUGCAGUGACUUCUGACUUCAACUUUAACAGAACCUCCACUGUCUUUGAAUUUCUCUAUAGCUUAUGUCUGGCCAAGUGUGAAACCAUAUUAUGUAGUUUAUGGAAAAUGGAAGGCUACCGAUCAUUUCGCAUGAAUAAUGCCCUUUAGGGCUAAGGAGACUGACACGUUUUUUAGCCUUUCUGGUAAAAUGAAAAUUUUAAUGGCAAACUGACUCACCAUUUUACUAGCUUUGUGCAAUAUUAUAAAGGUAGAAGCAAAACACUAGCACAUUGUGCUUGGCUUGUAAGGAUGGCUUUAACACCAUUACAUUAGAUGGACAGUGUGUGCACAGUGUAUUGUAAAUGCCAACUCUUGCAAAUUUACAAUACUUCAAUAUGCUCAAUUAACAUUCUAAAGUAUUAAAAGUACAAAGAAAAAACUAAGCAAGCAUUUAUAGCAAUACUAUGAAAUCUCCAAUAAUUGUUUUGACUGUUGCCUUUUGCUCUUUAGUGCAACUUUUCUGCAUUGUAAUUAUUGUAUUGCUUUGUAUUUCGUGUUUUUUACACUCAUGACUUCAGAGUUAAGUACUUGUACACCAAGUAUUGCAAUCACCUUUCUCUUAUUGUACAUGCAAUGUAACAAUAUACAGUUUUGGUGCUUAACAAUAUUCUUUUUUUCUUUAAUAAAGGAUAUUUAUUUGAAUUAA